Messenger RNA from Cooperia oncophora, 522 nucleotides. NCBI's taxonomy places the organism in Eukaryota, Metazoa, Nematoda, Chromadorea, Rhabditida, Trichostrongylidae. The record is from the annotation of a GenBank genome assembly.
UUGUCGAUAUUUCAGGUCGGCAUUGUCGAAUGUCGCAAUCUGUGCGAACUGGUUGUGUCCCGCGACGGACAGUGUCUUCUGGACCCAUAUGUGAAGUUGCAGCUUCUUCCAGAACGUGAACACCGCGUCAAGACCCGGAUCGUUCGCUCGACAACGUCGCCAAAAUACGAUGAGCAGUUCACAAUGUAUGGUGUGACCAGCGAACAAGUCACAUUCAGCACUUUGCACUUCCAGGUUGUUGCUUUCGAUAGAUACAGUCGUGACACAGUCGUCGGCGAGUGCGUCUACAGGCUCGGAGACGCCGAAUUAAUGCUCUAUCAGGAGAUGAGAGUGGAGCUUGAACUUCAACCACGUGCGUCUGAUUGCGUUGCGGCUCGUGGGGAGCUUCUCCUAUCGUUGACGUACCAACCUGCAUUCAACAAUCUGACUGUGGUUGUGCUCAAGGCCCGUGGUCUCAGCAGAAACGAAACUGGAGCUGCAGGUUCGUUGAAUUCAAUUGAACAAAUGGACGAGCCUUGUUAA